GUUUGGAAGUAGUAAGUGGUGAUGAGAUUAGAUUUGGAAUCAUAACAUAGAUUAUCCAUAACUCAAACGACCAAUAUAAAGCUCGGGAAUAAAAAAAAUUAUAACCUGAUUAGAAAACGAAAAAGAAGACUACAGUAUUCAACAAUGGCGCCCGAUGACUGAAAAUUACUACCACCAUCACUAACUAUAUAACCCACAUGGUGGCGGAAUUCCAUGGACGAUAAAUCUCACAAGUUCCUCUCAAAAUUUCGCCUCCUCUCUGUGGAUUCCAGCUACCUUUACACAACAUAGCUAUGGCGAUCUUCAGCUUUGAAGCAGAGGUGACGACCUCCAUCCCUCCGGCGAAGAUGUUCAAGGCCUUCGUCGUCGACGGCGAGAAGAUCGCCGCUCAAAUCUUCCCGGAGGCCAUCAAGAGCGUCGCCUCCGAAGGCGACGGCGGCCCCGGAACCAUCAAGCAAGUCCAUUUCAACGAAGGGAGUCCAUUCAAGUUUGUGAAGGAAGUGGUGGACGAGCUGGACAAGGAGAAGCUGAUCUACGGCUACACGGUGAUCGGCGGGGAUGCUCUGAUGGCCGGAGUGGAGAAAAUCUCUUACCGUUUUAAGAUGGAGGAAUCGGCUGACGGCGGAACGAUCUGCAAGCGCAGCAGCAAGUUCUUCACCUCCGAGGAAGGAGGGAUUGGUGAGGAUGAAGUGAAGGCUGCGAAUGAAGGGAUGUGGCAGAUGUUCUGUGCUAUUUUCAAGGCUUUCGAAGGCCACCUCCUCGCCAAUCCGUCGUAUUAAAAAAAGUACAAUUUGCCCUCAAAAGCAAGAUUAGUGUCCCGAACAUACCGAGAUCUAUGAUUAGUAUUGUAUUUUGAAUCUCAAUUUCCGAUUCCAUGUCAAGAAAUAACUUCGGUUCACGAGACUCUCAUUCCGGCCUCGCCUCUGCUAUCAAAUAUGGGGGGUAAUGUAUUAAAAAAUACUCGUCACAGAACAAAAAGAGAAAAAUUAUUCGAAAAUGGCGACGGUUGACCCUGUCACAAUAUUUAUAUGGAACCAAGGCCGGCUACCUCCAAGUCAGAAAAGAAAGCAACCAGCAGCUUAACAUUUCCGCCGUUCUUUCUGCAUUCCUAGCUAAGCCUUCACACAAAACUACAGCUAUGGCGAUCUGCAGACUGCAGUUAUGAAGCAGAGCUGACCAGCUCCAUCCCUCCCGCCAAGAUCUUCAAGGCCUUUGUCGUCGACGGCGCGCGAAGAUCGCCGUCCAAGCCUUCCCGGAGAUCGUCAAGAGCGUCGCCACCGACGGCGACGGAGGCCCUGGAACCACGCAGCAGCUCAAUUUUAUCGAAGGGGGACAGUUGAAGUUCAUGAAGGAAGUAGUGGACGAGGUGAAGUUGAUCUAUGGCUACACGGUGAUCGGUGGAGACACACUUGUGGCCGGAGUGGAGAAGAUCUCUUACAGAAUGACGAUGGAGGAAUCGGCCGUCGGCGGCGGCGGAACAAGCUGCAAGCGCACCACCAAGUUCUUCACCUCCGAAGAUGGAGGGAUUGGAGAGGACGAAAUCAAGGCUGCCUAUGAAGGAAUGAGGCAACAAUUCUCAGCUGUAUUCGAAGGCUUCGAAUCCUACCUCCUGGCUCAUCCUUCAUCUUAAAAUCAAAAGUUCAAACUAAUGUUACCCUGAACUAUCGUAUUAUGCUUCAAAUACGAUAUACUCAGCCGAAUAAACUUGCCGUUUUACGUCUU
Linum tenue is the source of this 1722-nucleotide messenger RNA. Lineage: Eukaryota; Viridiplantae; Streptophyta; Magnoliopsida; Malpighiales; Linaceae. The record is from the annotation of a GenBank genome assembly.